UUAAGCAGUUUGAAGGCUCCUUGAUCGAUGAAAAGGAUGUUUUUAAGUUAACUUGGACUAGUUUUGAAGGCAGUUUCAAUAUCUAAUUUAACGAGUUUGCCUGAUUAUAUAGAUCUUGAUUUUUUAUUUUUAUUUUUUUAUUUUUCCGUAUGUGUCUGUAUCUUCUCUAGUCAAUUGUGGUGGAAGGCCCUUGGCCUUGUUUCUGGGUUUAUUUAUUUGGGUGCAUUUUCUCUUUUUUGUGGGUUGCAUUAUUAGUGUUCAUGGAGUUGUUAUCACUUGAUGUUCAAGUUAGCCAAUCCAGUUUUUUGUUUGAGGGCGUUCUAGAUCAUGAAAUUCUUUUUACCAGGAAGUUGAUAAACUUGUGUUCCACUUAAUGUGUAUUAUGAUUUAUGUUUGUACUGAUUUUUUUAGAAAGCAAUAAAAGGAAACAAAUUGUAUACAUUAGUGUUUUAUGUGUUUUAGAAAGUCAUAUUUGUGAUGGUAUUUCGUAUUCUUUAUUAGUUAUGCUUCAUCCUUUCAGGAGUUAUCAUGAUUUUUCGAAAUUAUAUAGAAGGAAGAAGUGUACAUUUUACCAAUAUGGUUAAUGAUGCCGAAGAUGAUAAUUCAGUCACCAAGCCCCUUGGCAGAUUAUCUGUCUUUUAUUAUGGCGUGGGGCACAUGCUUAAUGACAUUACUGCUUCCUGUUGGUUUACUUAUCUCUUAUUGUUCUUGACAGAUAUUGGACUUUCUCCACGGAAUGCUGCUAUUGUUAUGCUUUCCGGACAAGUUGCCGAUGGAUUCACAACCAUAUUUGCUGGUGAACUGAUAGACAGGUUUGGACAUUUCAAAAUAUGGCAUGCUGCGGGCUCUAUUUUGGUUGCUAUUUCAUUUUCAUCUGUUUUUGGUGGUUGCUUACCUUGUACGAUUUUUGCUACCUCUUCAUCAACAUUAGAAACUGUUAGUUAUAGCACAUUUGCAGCAAUCUUUAAUGUGGGUUGGGCUGCUACACAGGUUUCUCACAUGUCUAUGGUGAAUUGCAUCACACUGAAUUCAACAAGUAGAGUAGUGCUGGCUAGCUGUCGAAAUGCUUUUACAAUGGUUGCCAACCUCAGCCUGUAUGGAGUUGCUUUAAUAGUCUUCAAUGUCACUCCAGCAAAAACACAUGCAGAUAUUCAAAAUCAGUACCGCUGGAUAGCAUAUUUGUCAAUUUUCAUUGGGUGCUGCUUUGUGGGUAUAUUCCAUCUUGGAACCAAAGAGCCAAGACUAAAGGUAGGCAUACAAGGAAACAGUCAUGCAAGGAUAUCAUGGACGUACUGGUUCAAGAGAGUUUUAUAUUAUCAGGUUGCUAUUGUUUAUGUGCUCACUAGGCUGGUACUUAAUGUUUCACAGGCGUAUCUUGCAUUCUAUGUAAUUAAUGACCUGCGGAUGGCACAAUCAGCUAAAGCUUUGGUUCCUGCAAUCAUCUACAUAUUUAGCUUCAUCAUAUCAGUUACUUUACAGGAGAUUUCAUGGACUGGCCAACGUCUCAAGGCCUAUUAUACUGCCGGAGGAAUUCUUUGGAUAUUUUGUGGUGCGGGGAUACUUAUUUUGCCUAGAAAUUUGAGUGGCUUCAUGUACAUUGUGUCAAUAUUUAUUGGUGUAGCAAAUGCUUUAAUGACGGUGACUGGAGUAAGUAUGCAAAGUGUUCUAAUUGAUACAGAUCUCAAUGGCUGUGCAUUUGUUUGUGGGUCAUUGAGCUUCUUGGACAAAAUCUCAUGCGGGAUUGCUCUAUAUGUUCUUCAGUCUUAUCAACGUAGCUCUCUGGCCAUGCAGGGAAGUAGUACAGAUGGUUACUACGUUUCAGUAACAAGAGUUGGUUUAGGUCUUCUUCCAGCAAUCUGUGCUCUUGUCGCAGUGGUGGUAACAUAUAGCAUGAACCUUCACCGUCCCCUUCCAAAACCUUUAAUAGAGCCAUUGUUGGUAUAAUGCCCGAAAAAUAUAGAAGAUAACCAUUGAUAUUCAAAAUCAUUGUAACAUAUUACAGAAAUUGCCUGAUCUUUCAAGAAUGUGCCUGAGAUGGACCAAGGAGAUUUCAGAAGAGAGUUCUCAUGAAAGUGCCACGGUGAACAGGGUUAACAGGACAACAAAGCAUUUGUUUCAUUUUAAUUCUUUUGUUCAAGGACUGCAAUCUUCCAUGUGGAACUUUCUUUAUAGGAUAUUGUUUUUGUGUAUACAUAAAAUUUGCGAUAUAUUUUUUUGCAUUCGUUGAUAGAUAGUUAGUUCUUUUUCA
Ziziphus jujuba (common jujube) is the source of this 2248-nucleotide messenger RNA. RefSeq lists its product as uncharacterized. The transcript is spliced from 13 exons. Bases 529 to 1944 code for a protein of 471 amino acids. Gene Ontology annotation, biological process: carbohydrate transport. NCBI's taxonomy places the organism in Eukaryota, Viridiplantae, Streptophyta, Magnoliopsida, Rosales, Rhamnaceae. The record is from RefSeq and is a predicted model, not a curated record. Gene Ontology annotation, molecular function: symporter activity. Gene Ontology annotation, cellular component: membrane.